CGCAACAAGAACUCCUACAGCAACUACAGCGACGACAGCAACAGCUAUCAAACUCCCCACCCCAAAACCCUCCCUCCCUGCUUCCGCCAUAAAAGCACUCCCUCCCCCAGCUUCUCCCCCUUGAGGCCUUCACCUUCUCGAUCCGGCAUUUCUCCUUUUCCUCUCCCGCGAGGUCCCUUAUAGGAAAAAGCUUGAGCAGGCCCUCCAUCGAUUCUUGAGGGAACAAAUUUAUUGGCUUUGGCUUUCCUUCUUUUCUUGCAUCCCCAUCAAUUUUCCAGGAAAAUCCAGACCACCUGCCUCGAGUUGAAACCUCCCCUUCCUGCUCUUAGAUCCUCGGUAUAUAUAGAGGGUCUCUCCCCGUUCUUCCGAUCAGCGAGUCCAAGAUUCACUACCCCCUCCUCUUCCUUCUCUCUCGCCUUUCCUUUUCGUUUCGUGUUUCUGGGUCGCGCCUUUCGUAUCUCCAUAGAUGCGAGCUUUGGGACUCUGAGUGAUAGCCGAAGAGAGAGAAAAGAGAGAGAGCAAAAGAUGGACGACUGUUUCUUCAACCCAGUGAAGUACACCGAGCACCGAACCGUCACGAGGAAGCUGACCAGAGCCGCGCGCAAGAGCUUUCCGCCGGCGCCCACCCGGGUCGUCCGGAUAUCCGUCACCGACCCGGACGCCACCGACUCCGACAGCAGCGACGACGAGGCCGCCGGCGACCCCUUCUUCUUUCCCCGCCGGCGCGUCAAGCGCUACGUGCACGAGAUCAGCGUCGAGCCGGCCUCGCGCGGCGGCGGCGCGCUGCAGGCGGCCUCGAUCUCUCGCAAGAGGCCGAGCCUCGCGGACCCGCAAGUCCCGAGGAGGCCGCUGAAGGCGGCGGCGAUGGAGGCGGCGACGGGCUCCGGGCGGAAGUUCCGGGGCGUGAGGCAGCGCCCUUGGGGCAAAUGGGCGGCGGAGAUUCGGGACCCGGCGCGUCGCGUGCGGCUGUGGCUGGGUACCUACGACACCGCCGAGGAGGCAGCCAUGGUGUACGACAACGCUGCAAUAAAGUUGCGCGGGCCCGACGCCCUCACCAACUUCGCAACCCCAUUGAAAGAAGCGGCCGUCACGGACGAUGUCGACGCGGACAUCGAAGAAGUCGCCGCCGAGGACAACAUCAACACCGCGGCGUGCGGCUACGACUCCGGCGACGACUCGCGCAACCUCUCAUCCCCGACGUCGGUCCUCCACUUCCGGACGCAGUCCGGGGAGGAGGCCGAGCCGGGAACCCAUCGCACGGCCGGCAACCGGGGAGUAAACCCUGGGGAGGUACGCAAGAAACCACCACCCACGCACCCCGGGCAAGACAUCAUGCAGCACUUCAGCCUCCCUGCUUCGCAGGGGCUUCGAAACUGGGACCUCCUGCGUGGAGUCCAGCAGCCCUACCAUCCACGCUGCAACAAUGGGUGGUAUGAUGUAGCAUAUUUGUAUAAGCGUUCAACAUUAUUCACUAGUAAUUUGGCAGGUUAUCCAGUCUAUAUUUUUGUAGACUAA
Molecule: messenger RNA, 1515 nt
Organism: Eucalyptus grandis
Lineage: Eukaryota; Viridiplantae; Streptophyta; Magnoliopsida; Myrtales; Myrtaceae
Product: ethylene-responsive transcription factor CRF4
Exons: 2
Coding region: 526-1515 (329 amino acids)
Biological process (GO): regulation of DNA-templated transcription
Molecular function (GO): DNA binding; DNA-binding transcription factor activity
Source: RefSeq, a predicted model, not a curated record